Messenger RNA from Ciona intestinalis (vase tunicate), 3448 nucleotides. Lineage: Eukaryota; Metazoa; Chordata; Ascidiacea; Phlebobranchia; Cionidae. The record is from RefSeq and is a predicted model, not a curated record.
UUUUGUUUCUUUUCUUUUGUUUUUAUUUUAAAUAUUUGUUUGUAUAUAUUUUGUUUUUUUGUUUUGUUGUCUUUGAUCCAACUAAAUGAUCUCGGUACCGAGAGGUUCGAGCAGUUUUCGCGGAAAUCCAAGCACUGAUGAGUCGUGCGGAUGCCAAGUGGGGUGUGGGAGUAGUAAACGAAGGUUUUACAUUUCUUUCCUCCAGAGGUUUGCGACUCCCAAAGGAGCUUUGUUUUUCCUUUGUUGCGCAAGUAUUGCACAAGGUUUCAUAAUAAGUGGAUUGUUUGGGGUGAUUGUGUCAACUUUGGAAAAGAGGUUCCAUUUGCACAGUACAGAGACUGGUCUCAUAGCGAGCAGUUAUGACAUCUCAUCCUGCAUCUCGGUCCUUAUCAUCACAUAUAUUGGUGGUAGAGGCCACAAACCACUCUGGAUAGGGUGGGGUGUUUUCCUUAUGGGCAUCGGGUCCAUUGUGUUCAGCUCCCCGCAUUCCUUUGCGCCAAGUUAUGUAUACGGGGAGGAAAGUCACAAUGUUUGUAACUCAACCGUUGAACAAGGAAAAUGUAUGGAGUCAAGCUUAAAGAGUUACAUGGGUUUGUUUGUUGUUGGUCAGUUGUUACACGGGAUCGGCGGUACAACGUUAUUUACCCUCGGUGUUACAUAUCUCGAUGAAAAUGUUAAACAAGUGCAUUCGUCUUUAUAUCAUGGUAUUUAUUACUCAAGUGCCGUCCUUGGUCCAGCCGUGGGGUUUUUACUCGGGAGUCGAUUUCUUACGAUUUAUACAAAUCUGGGGGAAAUAGUUGAAAUAAACGAACCGAGUACGUUAUGGAUUGGAGCUUGGUGGUUGGGGUUUCUAGUGGGAGGCGUCAUCCUCAUCGUUCUCUCUCUACCCAUCCUCUUACUUCCUAAACAACUUCCCAACACAGAGGAUGCAAGAGUGGGAGGGAGGAUGAGAUUCAUGGGGGGAAGAGGGGAGAGGAUGGGAUGGGAGAAAAGGUUUUCCCAUAUCUGGCACAGCGUUGUUAUAUUAUUGCGCAACCCCACAUUUAUCCUCGUUACACUGGCUGCAACCAUGGAUGCAUGCUUGGUUAUUGGGUUGACCACGUUUGGACCAAAGUAUUUGGAAUCCAUGUUUGCGUUAUCACCUACUCAAGCUGCAACAUACUUUGGUAUCCUUGCCAUACUCGCAGGCGUGUCCGGACAAUUCCUCGGGGGAUUUGUCGUAACUAAAGCUCGAUUAUCCGUGCCGGGAAUCCUUAAGUUUUGUUCCAUUUGUUCGUUGAUUGCUUCGGCAACAAGUUUCAUGUUCUUUCAACAUUGCCCAGAUAUUAAAUUUGCGGGAGCCACCAUUCCAUAUAUGGGCGAAAGUAAUUUAUCCUCAACGUCCCAUGUUUCGAUGUGCAAUCAAGCGUGUAAUUGUAACAAUGACCUUUAUGACCCCGUGUGUGGGGGGGACGGGGUGACUUAUUACUCGCCAUGCUUUGCUGGGUGUGUGGGUGUAUUUGAUAAUAAGACGUACUCGGAUUGUGGUUGCAUUUCCUCGAACUUCACCCACACAGCGACACCUGGUGUUUGCACGAAUUCGACGUGCGCAACACGUGGAAUCUUCCUUUUUGUUUUCUUUAUUUCUAUCCUUUCAACCUUCUCGGCAGGAACACCUGCUGUGCAAGCCGUGUUGCGCGUCGUGCCCUUCACGCAGCGAUCGUUUGCUAUUGGGGUUAAGUUUGUGAUCCUGCGAGUCGUCGGCAGCAUCCCAGGUCCGAUAUUAUUCGGACGAGUGCUCGACCUUGCAUGCGUGGUAUGGAGUUCUGAAUGUGGAGAACAAGGUUUCUGCCGGUUGUACAAGAAUGUUACUCUGUCAUCUAACAUGGCAACUCUUAUAGUUGUGCUUAAGAGCCUUACAGUCCUUCUCUUCAUUUCCGCAUGGUUAGCGUACAAACCCCCUCCCCCUUCCCCACUCGACGAUAUCCGUAGAGACGUCGCCAUAGAUACCAUUCCCACCACACGAGGCAGUGGUGGGGGAAUAUCGGAAUUAUUACGCCAUCGACCGGAAUCGAAGUUCGAUAGUUUCACUUAUUCAAUGCUGCAGGAAGACUAUGAUUCGUGAUUGUUGAAGAUUGUUUGAAACAUGGGUAAAUUUUUGCAAGUCAAGUUUGGGGUAUUUUGGUUAACUCGUACAAUGCCUGUAUUUCAAACGAGGUCAAAACUUUAGCAGAGAUCAUUUUUGGAGUUUUUGACUUUUUAUGAAUAACUUGCCCGCAUAUAAUAACUCCUGGCGUUUUAAUCAUUUAAUUCAACAUGUGGGCCAUGUGUGACUCAUAUUAUGCCUGGUUUAUUUACAGCGAGUAGAUUUUGACUUUUCCAAUUAUUUUAAUACUUUUUUAAUCCUUUGGCCCCUAAACCGCGUUGUGAUUAUUAACUUAACAUAUGAACCAUACAGGGUACAUGAUAUACAAAUAUGUGGCAGAAAUAUGAGUUAUUUUAAUGCAAUAGUUUUCAACGGUGGGCCAAAGUAGGUUUUCAUGUAUUUUUUCCACCUAUUGUUUUGGAAUUUUAGAUUAUUUAGAAUGAUGCUGUGAUAAGACCAGGGUACUAAUGUAAACUGAAGGGUAAAAAUUCAAAAUAAGUGACAAACAAUGUAUAGUGUAUGUAGAAUGCCAAGUAUUGCACUGUUUAUAUACAUGUAGGUGAAUUGCCACAUAUUCAAAUGGUCAAAACUCAAAAAUAAAAAUUUGUUCAUUUACUCUUUAUUAGAUAUUACACUGCUGUUCACCUUUAAAAACAAUGCAUUAUUUGAAUUGUAUUUUAUUUCGGAACACUAUAUACUGACAAUCGUGUUUUGAAUUCAGUUUUAUUAUGGGACUUCACACAUAUUAUACCAUAUUAUAGGACUUCGCACUACUGUUCAUGUACCUAAAAAAAACUAUCUAAGACUUACUUUUAUAGCAGUAUAUAUAUACCGAAAUUUUGUGUUUUGAUUUUUCCUAUUAACCUACGUUAGUAAUUUGUUAAUUUGCAUAUCGUUGCCUUUAUAUUUUAUUAAUACCCAGCAUUAUUACUAUUUCUAUUGUAUUUUGAAAUGCCUCGCCUAUUCUUAAGCAUUCACAGUACUUUAUAUUGUAUUGUGGGGUAAGAUGGAUACAUUUAGCACAUAAUAUCCCAUAUUUUCGAAUCGUGUUUUUAAAAAUUAACAAAGCUCUUAAAGCCGUGACGAUACGAUAUAUAAUUAUCUAAAUAUCCUUUGUUAACUACCAAAUGAGACAGUAGGUAGAAGAGAAAAGAAAUAUCAACCAUCUUACCCCACCCUACAAUACGUUAAUUGAAUAUAUGCACUGAUUGCACUUCUGCUUAAACAGAUGCCUAUUUGUGAGUAUUUUGAUUAUACCUCAUUUUAAAUUACUAAGUGCUUGGUUCAUCACUGUUUGCAAUAAAUCACACAACAAGUGCGUUA